Molecule: messenger RNA, 3724 nt
Organism: Eucalyptus grandis
Lineage: Eukaryota; Viridiplantae; Streptophyta; Magnoliopsida; Myrtales; Myrtaceae
Product: phosphatidylinositol 4-kinase alpha 1
Biological process (GO): phosphatidylinositol-mediated signaling; phosphatidylinositol phosphate biosynthetic process
Cellular component (GO): cytoplasm; plasma membrane
Molecular function (GO): 1-phosphatidylinositol 4-kinase activity
Source: RefSeq, a predicted model, not a curated record
AUGUCUGACACAGGCCUUGGGGCAGUGACACGAGAUUCUACACUUUGUGUGCAUGCCUGUUUUCUCAUAAAAUGUAUGUCUGAGAGGGAGGAGUGCAUUCGAGAGAUUGCUGUCAACUUGUUAAUUCAGCUUAGAGACAAGUUUCCACAGGUUCUCUGGAAUUCGUCUUGUCUAGAUUCCCUGUUAUUUUCUGUUGAUGAUGGCUCAUCCUCUGCUCUUGUGAAUGAUCCUGCAUGGAUAGCAGCAGUUCGGUCGUUGUACGAACGAGUUGUUCGGGAGUGGAUCAUUAAAUCUCUUUCAUAUGCUCCAUGUACUACUCAGGGCCUUCUUCAGGAGAGGCUUUGUAAAGCAAAUUCAUGGCAGAUAUCAAGGCCUGCAACUGAUGUUAUAUCUCUUUUAUCUGAGAUAAGGAUUGGAACGGGUAAGAAUGACUGUUGGACUGGCAUACGAACUGCAAACAUCCCUUCAGUCAUGGCAGCUGCUGCAGCAGCAUCUGGUGCAAACUUGAAGUUGACUGAACCCUUCAAUUUCGAGGUACUCAGUACUGGCAUAGUCAGUGCAACAGCAAAGUGCAAUCAUGCAGAAAUCACUGGCAUGAGAAAUUUAUUUAAUAGCAUUGGUGGAUUUCAAACGGGCAAUGCAGCUCAAGGUUUUGGAUUGGGCAUUGGGAUUCAGAGGUUGAAGUCAGGAGUGUUUACUCAGCAGAUGUCGGCUGAGAGUGAUUCAUUUGACAAGGUGGUACUUACAAAAUUCAUUCAGCAACUGCAGCAAUUUGUAAAUGUUGCUGAGAAAGGUGGGGAAGUGGACAAGACCUUGUUUCGCCAAAUUUGUUCACAGGCAACAGCCUUCCUAUUGUCAAAUAUGGAUCUUGACUCAAAAUCAAACAUAGAUGGUUUCUCUCAACUUUUGCGCCUUCUCUGCUGGUGUCCUGCAUAUAUCUCAACUGCUAAUGCCAUGGAGACUGGUGUUUAUAUUUGGACUUGGUUGGUGUCUGCUGCACCUAAACUGGGAUCACUUGUUUUAGCAGAGCUUGUUGAUGCAUGGUUGUGGACAAUUGAUACGAAACAUGGCCUUUUUGCAUAUGAAGAGAGGUACAGUGGACCUGCUGCCAGACUUAGGCCGCACCUUGCACCAGGGGAACCUGUAGCACAGCCUGAAAGCGAUCCUGUUGAGCAGAUUGUUGCUCAUAGACUGUGGCUUGGAUUUUUUCUUGACCGCUUUGAGGUUAUUCGCCACAGCAAUGUGGAACAGCUCUUGCUCCUUGGUCGGAUGUUGCAAGGAACUACAAAGCUUCCAUGGAACUUUUCACGACAUCCAGCUACUGGUACUUUCUUCACGGUCAUGCUUCUUGGGCUCAAGUUCUGCUCGUGCCAGUCUCAGGGUAAUCUAUUUAAGUUUAGAGCAGGACUUCAGUUACUAGAAGACCGGAUUUUCAGGGCUUCUCUGGGAUGGUUUGCUUAUGAGCCCGAAUGGUAUGAAAUGAAGGAUUUGAAUUUUGCCCAGAGCGAGGCUCAAUCUGUAUCCAUAUUUGUUCACUACUUACAGAACGAGCGAGUAGAUUCUCCUCAAUCUGACUUAAAGGGAUCAGGACGUGAAAAUGGGAGCUCUUUAUUCAAUGAGAAUAACAAAUACCAUCCUGUCUGGGGUGCCAUGGACAAUUAUGCUGUUGGAAGAGAGAAGAGAAAGCAGCUCCUUCUGAUGUUAUGUCAACAUGAGACUGACAGGCUUGAAGUUUGGGCAAAACCCACUAACUCAAAGGAAGUUGGUUUUCGGCUCAAGAUAAGCUCUGAUAGAUGGAUUGAAUAUGCAAGAACUGCAUUCUCUGUGGAUCCUCGUAUUGCUUUGUCUUUAGUCUCAAGAUUCAGGACAAACCCUCAUUUGAAGGCAGAAGUAACUCAGCUGAUUCAGGUUUGUGAAGUUUAUCUUAUCGUAAAUGGGCUACGAGUCAGACCUUAUAUCUGUUGCAAAAAAAUGGUCUGAGAGAAUAAGAUGCUGCUCCCAUCUCUUCCCAAAUUUUUGUUGGUUACAUUGCAGUUUCUUACUCCUGCAUAUAAGGGUCAUCCACGUGUCAUGGCCUAUGUUCUCAGAGUUCUGGAGUCCUACCCCCCCGAGAGAGUGACAUUCUUCAUGCCGCAGCUGGUUCAGGCACUGCGAUACGAUGAAGGGAGAUUAGUGGAGGGAUAUCUACUGAGAGCUACUCAGAGAAGCGAUGUUUUUGCCCAUAUAUUAAUAUGGCAUCUGCAGGGUGAGACCUGUGCAUCAGAGCCAGGGAAAGAAACCAUUAUUUCUGUGAAGAAUAAUAACUUCCAAGCGAUAUUGCCGGUUGUGAAGGAGCAUAUAAUUGAUGGUUUCACUCCUAAGGCCCUUGAUUUAUUUAAAAGAGAGUUUGAUUUCUUUGACAAAGUUACAUCUAUCUCCGGUGUACUCUUUCCGCUACCCAAGGAAGAGCGUAGAGCUGGCAUCCGGAGGGAGUUGGAGAAAAUUGAAAUGGUGGGAGAUGACCUCUAUUUACCAACUGCUCCUAAUAAACUUGUCAGAGGUAUUCGGGUGGACAGUGGAAUACCUCUACAAUCGGCGGCAAAAGUUCCUAUCAUGAUCACCUUCAAUGUGGUUGAUCGUGAGGGCGACCCGAAUGAUAUAAAGCCUCAAGCUUGUAUAUUUAAGGUUGGAGACGAUUGCCGGCAAGAUGUCCUUGCUCUUCAAGUGAUAUCACUUCUUCGAGACAUAUUUGAAGCAGUAGGGCUUAACCUAUAUCUCUUCCCUUAUGGUGUUCUCCCGACUGGCCCAGAAAGAGGAAUCAUUGAGGUUGUGCCCAACACUCGUAGCAGGAGUCAAAUGGGUGAAACAACUGAUGGGGGUUUAUACGAAAUAUUCCAACAGGACUAUGGGCCUGUUGGUUCACCCAGUUUUGAAGCUGCACGUGAAAAUUUCAUCAUUAGUAGUGCUGGUUAUGCAGUUGCUAGUCUUCUGCUUCAACCAAAAGAUAGGCACAAUGGCAAUCUUCUUUUUGACAACAUGGGAAGGCUUGUCCAUAUCGAUUUUGGCUUCAUCCUAGAAACAUCACCAGGUGGAAAUAUGCGUUUUGAAAGUGCACACUUUAAACUGAGUCAUGAAAUGACUCAACUACUUGACCCCUCUGGAGUCAUGAAGAGUGAGACUUGGAAUCGCUUCGUGAGAUUGUGUGUGAAGGGCUAUCUUGCUGCUCGUCGUCACAUGGAUGGUAUCAUCAACACAGUGUUAUUAAUGGUCGACAGCGGAUUGCCUUGUUUUAGCCGUGGCGAUCCCAUCGGCAAUCUGCGGAAAAGAUUUCAUCCUGAAAUGAGUGAGCGUGAGGCGGCGAAUUUCAUGAUCCGCACUUGCACGGACGCGUACAACAAAUGGACUACUGCCGGAUAUGACCUAAUACAGUAUCUACAGCAAGGCAUAGAGAAAUGAUUUUUUUAUUAACCCUCCUUUUCUCUUUCCUCUUCGAUUCUUAGUGAAGCUUGUGUCUUCCUCUGUAAAUUAACGCUUCUACUUCGUAGGAAUCAUUUUAUAGUCGCGAUUGUGACAGGGAACCCCCCCGCUUACAUUUAACGGGAAAAUCCGUGUGAUCUCUCAUGUGCAAUUUGAGUUGUUGACGACCAUGGGGGUUUCCUGAUGAGGUUUUCAGACAGGCUGUCCUCACAUUGUAUUUGUGUAAAGAUGCUUAGCUUAUAUUUAUAUAUCGUUGGUUUGAUUGGCA